AUGCUGGAGUCGUUGGGCUUCUACCAGGCCGGCCCUUGCAAAAAGAAACCUACUGGCAGCACCCAGCUUGCCUCCGCGGAGCCUGCACACAUGCACGCAAUGCUCAGAGACAAUCAAGCACACACACACACACACACACACACCCGCCCACGUCCGCCACAACCCACGGCCACUCUUGGUGGGGCCAUUGCGGCGGCGCCUCUUGAUCCCAAUCCAGCCUUCAUGACUCUGGCCCGCCCAGGUACCAGUCACACUGCAAGAUUGCAUGAGCCCAUGCAUUGGGUUGGGGAGCCACCGCCAACGGCUGGUGACGCCAUCCCCAAGCCCGUCGGCUAG
Molecule: messenger RNA, 336 nt
Organism: Bipolaris zeicola 26-R-13
Lineage: Eukaryota; Fungi; Ascomycota; Dothideomycetes; Pleosporales; Pleosporaceae
Exons: 2
Coding region: 1-336 (111 amino acids)
Source: RefSeq, a predicted model, not a curated record